Cladophialophora psammophila CBS 110553 is the source of this 1620-nucleotide messenger RNA. RefSeq lists its product as uncharacterized. The record is from RefSeq and is a predicted model, not a curated record. The coding region runs from base 1 to 1620 and encodes 539 amino acids. NCBI's taxonomy places the organism in Eukaryota, Fungi, Ascomycota, Eurotiomycetes, Chaetothyriales, Herpotrichiellaceae. Gene Ontology annotation, biological process: amino acid transport; transmembrane transport. Gene Ontology annotation, cellular component: membrane. Gene Ontology annotation, molecular function: transmembrane transporter activity. The transcript has 8 exons.
AUGGAGCAUGAAAAGGUCGCAGACGACCACCCACGCCCAAGAAGGUCUGGAGGACCCGAUUCAAGGCGCCGGUCGAGUCUGCUCGAUGUCCAAGAUGACGAUCUCAUCAACGUCUCUGGCCAUAAACAAGAACUCGACCGCCUCUUCAGUUCCUUCAGCAUCGUGUCGACAGCCAUCACCACCGGCAACGUGUGGAUAGCCCUCGCCGGGACCAUUGCAGUUGCUAUUUUCAACGGCGGGCCCACUGGCAUAAUCUACGAAUUCAUUGUCGUCUCAUUUUUCUACUGGUUCAUCGCAGCCAGCGUCGCGGAGCUUGCAUCUGCCAUUCCCUCCUCUGCGGGAGUCUAUCACUGGGCUACCGUCACGGCUGGCCGUCGCUAUGGUCGUCUAUGCGGAUACCUGGCAGGAUGGUGGAACUUUUUCGCAUGGAUCUUUGCCACUGCCGUGACCUUGCAGAUCACGGCAGCCAUCAUCAUCACCAUGGCCCAGCUCAACGCCUCAAACUACGAAUACCAGCGGUGGCAGGUCUUUGUGGUCUUUUUGUUCUGCGCCUGGCUUUUCGCUGCCGUGGUGCUUUUCUUCAACAAAGCGAUCCCCCUGCUCGAGCAAAUCGGUGGAUUCUUCAUCAUUGGCGGCUUUCUGAUUACGGUGAUUGUCUCGGCUGUCAUGCCGCACGUGCAGCAUAGGCAAUAUGCCACUUCCCACCAAGUGUGGGACUCGUUUCUCAACUUGACCGGGUAUAGCAGUUCGGGAUUUGCUUUUCUACUUGGAAUGCUGAACGGUGCGUUUGCUGUCGGAGUGCCUGACCUUACGAGUCAUUUGGCGGAAGAGAUGCAAAAUCCAAGCAGGAACAUCCCAGUAGCAGUGCUCUGGCAAUAUAUUGUCGGCUUCCUCACCGGUCUGCUGUUUCUCAUCGCAGUGCUCUACGGCCUCACCGAUCUCGAUAGCCUUUUCGGCACGCCCUACGUCUUCCCGCUCGGCGAGAUCUACCGACAAGGCACAGGAACCAGCGCCGGGGCCAUUGGACUUUUAUUCCUUGUCCUCGCACCUACAAUAAUUGCGUGCAUGGGAUGUUAUCUGACGGCCUCGCGAAUUUUCUGGACACUGGCUCGUGAUCGCGCCACUCCUUUCGCCGACUUCUUCUCCAAGGUCUCUCCGCGUCUAAAAGUCCCUGCAAACUCGAUCGUUUUGUGUGCGGUUAUUUGCACGAUUCUUGGCUGUAUCUACGUCGGCAACCUGACGGCCUUCAAUGCCUUCACAAGCUCCUACAUCGUCCUCUCCAUGGCUUCAUACCUUUCCGCCAUAUUACCAAACCUGCUAUCCAGACGAACAAGGGUCGUUCCAGGUUGGUUCUGGAUGCCCGGCCCGAUCGGGCUUGUGGUCAACACGGUAUCGUGUCUCUUCAUGAUGGCGUUCAUUGUUAUUUUCUGCUUUCCUUUCGCCAUGCCUGUCGACGCCGAGACGAUGAAUUACACGUGCGUCAUCUUUGGAGGACUCACUAUCAUCAUGGGCACGUUUUACCUGCUUUUGAUGAGGCAAUAUGAUGGGCCCCAAGUGAUCAUGCUUGGAAGGAGCGUGGAGAUGACGGCGCAGGAAUACAGGAGCUCCGUUGCCGCAUAA